AUUUUCCGUCGUGCUUAAUAAUAAUAAUAUUUCAUUCGUGAAUAAUUUCGUUCUCUGCGAUGGCCGCAAGUCGACGAGCUGAAAGCUGGACUCUGGAAAUUAACAUAAAACCUGGUCGACCUACUUUGCAUCAUGGGAUCCAUAUCGGUGGAAUGGGGGAAAGUCACUGUGUUAGCUGCCAUGAAGGCCGACUUAAUAGCCAUAAGGACUACCGUGUUUAAUAUUGUCCACGAGACUUUCCAAAUAAGUUCUGGAGUACAUUCCUCGCCUGGGUUGUUAUCAAUAGCUGUUGAUGAAAAUUCAAUCGUUAAUUGCACAGCGACCACAAGACGGUAGAACGGUGAUCACUCAUUUAUCUCAUGUUACCUCAUUUCUCAAGUCAUCGUCAUGAACAUCCAAGCGAAUCAUCCUUCAAGUACGGACUCGUCCAGUAUACCGAAACCGAGUUAUUACAAAGGCAUCCAAAAUGAACCGCUGACAAAUAUGACAGUCGGUCAAUUGGUCGACAUGGCGGCCGAGACUUAUCCGGACAGGGAAGCAAUAGUCUCUGUACAACAGAACCGGAGAAUCACCUUUCUAGAACUCAAAAACGAGGUCGACGAGCUGGCAGCUGGACUUUUGGAAAUGGGCAUGAAACCGGGUGACCGACUUUGCAUCAUGGGAUCCAAUUCGGUGGAAUGGGAAAUCACAUUGUUAGCUGCCAUAAAGGCCGACUUAAUAGCCGUGAACAUAAACCCGUUGUACCUGAGUCGUGAACUCUACCAUUGUCUGGAUAAAGUCGACGCCAAAAUGUUGAUCGCUUUUGAGAACAACCCUGGUCAAGAUUAUUAUCAAUUGCUGAAGAACAUUGUGCCAGAAAUCGAGCAGCAACCACACGGUAAACCGGUGACCUCUAGGCAUUUACCCCAUUUGGAAUUCAUCGUCAUGAACACCGAAACGAGUCUCCCCGGGAUCAUCAAGUUCUGGGACGUGUGCCAAUCGGGAACGAUCAAAUCUGCCGCCUACCUAAGAAAGUUAAACCUUGAUCUCAACCCGCAUAAGAUAUGCAAUAUACAAUUCACUUCGGGAUCGACUGGUUCUCCGAAAGGGGCUUGCCUAACGCAUUACAAUAUCGUGAACAAUUCGUACUUCGUCUGUAAAAGACUGCUGUUGAAGAAAAAGGAACACAGAAUAUUGCUGCAAGUGCCGUUUUUUCACACUUUCGGUACCGUCGUUGGAAUCAUGGCGAGCCUACACAGUGGAACCACAUUGGUGUUGCCGGCUUGCGGUUAUAAGCCCAUCGAAUCUGCCAAGGCCAUUGUACACGAAAAAUGCACCAUUUUGUACGGUACGCCGACAAUGUACGUCGACUUGGUUUGCGUUUCCGAAGAACUCCUACAGGAAGGAUAUACGUUUACAACACCGGAAGUGGCAUUUUGCGGGGGAGCUUUGUGUUCUCCACAAUUGUUCAAACAAAUCAAAACGGUUCUCAAUGUCGGACGUUUAGCGUGUGCUUAUGGGAUGACGGAAACCAGUCCUGUUGUCUUUAUUUCCAACCCAGACGAACCCGAAGACAAAACGUGCACUUCCGUUGGCCAAGUGCUCGAUCACUGCGAAGUGAAAGUCGUGGACAAAAACGGCGACGUGGUGCCUAUGGGUACUCCGGGAGAGGCUUGGUUCAAAGGGUACAACGUCAUGCCGGGUUACUGGAAAGACGUGGAAAUGACAAGAAAGACCAUCGACGACGACGGAUGGCUUCGUUCGGGCGACGUAUUCGCAUUGAGCGAAGACGGAUACGGCGUGAUCACGGGCAGGAUAAAAGACAUCAUAAUUCGAGGCGGAGAAAACAUAGAACCGCAGACGAUCGAGUACUUUCUGGAAACUCAUCCAGAAAUCGUCCAGGCUCAGGUGUUCGGUAUACCGGACGAAAGGCUCGGCGAAGUGGUUUGCGCCGCCGUAAAAACUGUAAAAAAUUCCAAGCUCGACGAGAUUGGCGUACGAAAAUUUUGCUACGGCAACAUAGCCAAAUUCAAAGUGCCCAUCCACGUGAUGAUCGUGGACGACUUCCCGAAAACGGCUUCUGGUAAAAUUCAGAAAUUCAAACUCCGCGAAAUUAUGAUUGACCACUUGAACGAAUAGCUGAUUUGUCAUUAACACGACCACUGCCAGUAGUGUAUCGAGUACCUCGUUUAAUUUACACACAGUAGUAUCUAAGACCUGGGGGUUUCUGUUAAAAUGUAAUAAUCGUAUAAUGUAAUUGACUAGGUUGUAAACAA
Messenger RNA from Adelges cooleyi (spruce gall adelgid), 2255 nucleotides. Its product is annotated as medium-chain acyl-CoA ligase ACSF2, mitochondrial-like. Lineage: Eukaryota; Metazoa; Arthropoda; Insecta; Hemiptera; Adelgidae. The transcript has 13 exons. Gene Ontology annotation, biological process: fatty acid metabolic process. Bases 388 to 2118 code for a protein of 576 amino acids. Gene Ontology annotation, molecular function: medium-chain fatty acid-CoA ligase activity. The record is from RefSeq and is a predicted model, not a curated record.